Molecule: messenger RNA, 717 nt
Organism: Ananas comosus (pineapple)
Lineage: Eukaryota; Viridiplantae; Streptophyta; Magnoliopsida; Poales; Bromeliaceae
Product: replication protein A 14 kDa subunit-like
Exons: 3
Coding region: 122-442 (106 amino acids)
Biological process (GO): DNA repair; DNA recombination; DNA replication
Cellular component (GO): nucleus
Molecular function (GO): DNA binding
Source: RefSeq, a predicted model, not a curated record
AACCCCAAUUUCCCAUAUUUCCCAAAUUUCCCCCAUUUCUCUCUCUCUCCCCUCUCUCUCUCUCUCUCUCUCUCUGACGAUCCCCUCACCCCCACCUCCGCAGCGCGUAAUCGAUCAGAGAAUGGAUACCUCAACCCCCGCGGUAUUUGUUAAUGCGGAUGUUCUAAAGAUGUAUUUGGGGCGGAGGGUUAGGUCCGUGGUCCAAGUAAUGGGAAGUGAAGGUGGAACCAUCACAGGCCAAUCCACUGAUGGGCACCAGUUAACUAUAAAGGGUGCUCAGUCUUUCCCUCUGUCCCACUUCAUCGAGGUUAUUGGUAUUGCCGAUGGCAAUCAGUCCAUCCGUGCUGAAAUAUGCACUGAUUUCGGUGAAAAUUUUGAUACACAAGCAUACAACGGACUCUGCCAACUUGCAAAUGGUAAGUACAAGAACCUGUUUCUGUAGUGAACUGUUUAGCUUCUGAUCUAAGAAGAGUCAAUGUUGUGACCUUCAACAAAUGUAGACUUAGAACUUGUUUGUGUUAGUGAACUGAUUAGCUUUUGAUCUGAGAAAAGAUUUGAGUCACGCAAGUUUGAUGUUGCGAGCUUCGACAAAACACAGAUCUUGUGUCUCUGAUGACUUCUACUUUACUCUUUUCUUGUCUCUUGAAAUGUUUGGCUUAAAAGUGUUCUACUCGCAGGUGUGAACGUUUUUACAUUUGAAAUUGAUCUUGUUUGGGA